Molecule: messenger RNA, 7239 nt
Organism: Glarea lozoyensis ATCC 20868
Lineage: Eukaryota; Fungi; Ascomycota; Leotiomycetes; Helotiales; Helotiaceae
Exons: 3
Coding region: 1-7239 (2412 amino acids)
Biological process (GO): mRNA export from nucleus; mRNA processing
Cellular component (GO): THO complex part of transcription export complex
Molecular function (GO): mRNA binding
Source: RefSeq, a predicted model, not a curated record
AUGGCGCCAGCGAAGCGGAAGACACACGACGGGAGAUCCUCGACAGAUGCAGGCGAGAAUCGGCCAUCACCACAUCGUCCUGGAAACAUGAAUCUAGGGCAGCAUGACAGAGCAGCAGACCCUCGUAAUAAUGGACGAAGGCGCUCAAGUCGAGGAGGACAAGGAGGUGCCGGUGGAGGAAGACCCAAUCGAAGAAACGAAGAUCGCAAUAAUUCGAACCAAUUCACAAUCGGCGCGAGAGAAAAUCAGACACCAGGACCUAGCUCUCCGCCUCCACGACCGCAAAGCGCAGUACAAACGCCAACUGCUACACCUAGCCCUGUAUUCAAACGGGAGGUCGCCCCAUUUGAUUACACCUUUGUCACUGACGAGCGAGUGGCAUCUUGGAGUACGGGUGGUCGUGACGAGGUUGCGAAAGCGGGCAUACAGGCACGUCAAGAUGAAGAUUCAAUGGAUCUGGCUUCCGUCUUCCACGAGCUAUCACGCGCAAGUCUUGAUGGUCGAAUCGAUGCAUCCGAAUGCGGUACAUGUAUCAAGGACAUACUAAAUUCCGAACCAGCUUCAGAAGACAGCAGCUCUGAUGGCUCGUUUGAUGCUCAUACAUACUUUCUGGACAUGAUAUCUAUGAUAUACGACGCGGAGGAACCACCUUUCAAUCCUGCGCUGAAAGCGUUUAUCACUGCGACAGGAAUUUCACCUAAUCUUAUGCGCCAAAAGCUUGAUGCGCAGCUUCUACAAAACCUUGGGUUGACAAGGGACACUUUUAUUCGAGUCGGAAUUCGCCAAGCAACCCACUUGCUUUAUCGGCAAGCAAACUACAAUCUGCUCCGCGAGGAAAGCGAAGGAUACUCCAAGCUUGCAACUGAACUCUUCGUUUCGAGCGGAGGUAGCGAUUCCCUGGUGGAUCAAGCAACUCAGGCGCAAGCGCGAGAUGCUUUUGAACGGGUUAAAGGUCUUAUUGGAACUUUCGACCUCGAUGUCGGCAGGGUGCUUGACAUAACGUUUGACGUGUUUGCGUCGAUUCUGAUAAAACAGUACAAGUUCUUUGUCAUGCUACUUCGAGCUAGCUCUUGGUGGCCUAAGCACGACCUCCACGGUGAAAUUGCCAAGUUUGAAGGACUGCCGUCUUGGGCAUUACCUGGAUACACGGAAUCAAAGGAUGAAGAGGAGGCUGCAAGGUUGUACAGAAUCAAGAGAGAUUCAGCAUUCUGGGACCGAGCACGCCUAGUUGGACUGGAUGCAUUCUUCGAACUAGGAGGUAGGAAAGUGGUAGAUGCUGAUAGUAAAGCUCGACUCCUGGGUGCCAAGGGGAGCUUUGACGAAGAGCAAGACGCUGAUUGGAAAUGGAUUGAACAAACUGGGACGUUUCCACCAAAUGGAAACAAAACCGCCGCUCAACUGCUAGGCUUCAAAUUGCGAUACUACGUGUCCCCGGGCCGCGACAAGGGUGAAGAUUUUCCGGCGAACCUCAUGUAUCUGGCUGCUUUGCUCAUUAAGAUUGGCUUUGUGUCUUUACGAGACUUAUAUCCCCAUCUUUGGCCGUCAGAUGAGCAAAUGUCAGCUGUCAAGGAGAAGAAGGAAAAGGAAUUGGCAGAGAAAAGCAAAGCAGCUCGCGGCGGAGGUGCAGCUAAUGCUUUAGCUAUGGCGGGAGCACUAGCCGACGACACCAUACCUUCUGGCGGGAGGACGCGAGACACAACUACAAAAGCGGACGACGUCUCAAACACAGAGGGCAAAACCGAAGAUAAAGAGAAGCCCAAAGAGUCCGCGGAUCAAAAGUCCCUACUGCUGAUCAAUCUUUUGACUAUCGGCGCAAUUCCGGAAGCUUUGUUCAUCCUGGGUCGUUUUCCAUGGAUUCCAGAUGUCUUUCCUGAGGUCAUACCACUUAUCAAUCGCAUAUUAGACCACUCCAUCAGUGAUGUUUAUGCUACGACCCGACCGAUAGCAUCAUCAACUGUGGCUUGUUCUAGCAAGAAGUUUGUAAGCCCAGAUCAGAGUGGAAUGCCGAAGGGCCAGAUUCGCCUUGCUCAACCGCCGACCAAGUCGCUGAUGCGAUGGCCUUUCCCUCAGCAGUAUGAUGACCCUGCUUCUAAUACCAACUAUAAAUUUUAUUGGGAAAGCUGGGCAGACAUAAUACCAAUGUGUCAAAACGUGGAUGAUAUCUUCACGCUUUGCGGCACACUGCUCAACUAUUCUGGUGUCAACAUCGGGCGGCAUCCUUCCCUUUUAUCGAAACUCGCUAGAAUUGGGGCUAUGAGUCUCUCAAAUGAUAGUUCUAAACAAAACUUGGACAGGUGGCAGGAUCUCUUAAAACGUCUUCUCGUGCCAGCGCUCAGCUUGACGAAAGCCAACACUAGUGUGGUCAAUGAAGUCUACAACAUGCUUCGCUAUUAUCCGGUCACUAUUCGAUAUACAAUAUACGCAGAGUGGUUCGAGGGUCAGAUAUCACGCCUGCCUGCAAUGAAAGCCGCCUUCGCGCAGACUCGACUUGAAACACUCUCCACUAUGAAGCGAAUCAGUAAAACCAAUAUUAGUUCAAUGGCGAGACGCCUUGCCAAGGCCGCCUACGCAUCGCCGGGAAUAGUGUUCAGUGUCGCUCUGAGCCAAAUCGAGUCCUACUCUAAUUUGACAGAUGUCGUGGUGGAAUGCGCCAAAUACUUCACCGACCUCGGUUAUGAUGUUCUGGUCUGGUCGCUCAUGAGCUCCCUCGGAGGCAAGGACAGAAAUCGGAAUAACUCUGAAUUUGCUUUGCUUCCAAGUAGAUGGUUGAUUGCGCUGUCAAAAUUUUCGGGCAAGGUGUAUAAGCGUUAUUCGAUCAUGAACCUUUCACCUAUCAUCCAAUACAUAAACCAUCAACUAUAUCGUGGCAAUGCCACCGACUUAGUAAUUUUGAGGGAGCUCAUUGCUUCUAUGGCGGGAGUGGUGCCAGAUACGGAUUUCACGGAUGCUCAAAUCACCGCGAUGACUGGUGGGCCCGCUCUUCGACGACACACAUUGAUCAACCUCCAAGAUUUGCGUUACGAAUCAGUCAAAACCGCCAAGCGUCUAAUUCGAGCCCUGACUGAAUCCAAGCUUGCUGGCCAGUUGCUGCUCUCUAUUGCUCAGCAUAAGCAAUCAGCCAUUUACACCAUCUCUGACGAGGAAGCUCACAUAAAAAUGCUGGCCACUAUGGUGGACGAAGCCCAAUCUAUGUUAUUUCAAUAUUUGGACCUCCUCCGCAGCAACCUCAGUGUCGAGGAGUUUGACGAGCACGUCCCUCGCAUUCCUGAUCUCAUGACUGAAUUUGGACUUGCUCCAUCUCUUGCUUUCAUGAUCGGACGAGCUAGCCUUGUUCAUCAUAUAUUACAACUAGCGCCACCAGUCCUCAACGGCGACCGAAAAGCUAUCAUGUCUCCUCCAGAGGCAAAGACCGAUACAGAAGGGGAUAUUGGAAUGAAUGAACCUGGCGACAACGCCGCCAUCGGUGAUGGAACCAGUGCGAUUGUGAAGAGCGAAAAUGACGUUGAAAUGGCUGAUAAGGACGGCAGAUCCUCUGGAACUCCCAAUCCAGUGCAAAAUGGUGCAGGCGAUUCAUAUGACAAGCUCAUGGAGCCUUUAGUGUCUUGUGUUCAGACCGUCCUCUCAGAGCACACGUGGAACGCGAUGAGUCCCGAUUUCUACGUAACCUUCUGGUCGUCAACACUGAGUGAUCUAAAUCCACCUGACCUUCUUUACGAUGCGGAAAUCAAGAAAAUCAGAGAGCAGGAGAGAAUUGUGGGGAACGAUCGUGCUGACAUGUCACGAUCCGGCUUGGCUAAGAAGGAAGAGACGAAGAAGAAAUUGGCUGAGACGCGAGAGGAUAUUCUAGCGGAGAUGCACAAGGAAGUCGAUGCCUUCACCAAAGGACGAACCCGUUUGCUGAAGCGAAAGUCUCAGUGGCUGCAAACUUCCGUCAAAAUUUUGCCCGACAGAGUCAGUGACGAGUUGCUCGAGAAGUGUUUUAUUCCUCGACUGCUGCUGUCACCCACAGAUGCAGAUUACUCGUUCCGGAUGAUAAAGUUCUUGCACGAUAAUGCGGUACCAAACUUUAGGACACUUUCGGUAUAUUUGCGUAUCUUCAGGACUAACCGCCUUCGCACUAUAAUCUUUACAUGCAGUGUUCGUGAAGCAGAAAAUCUCGGACGUUUUCUCAAAUCAGCACUUUUGGAUCUUCAGAAAUGGCAUUCGGACAACGCCAUUUAUGAUGAGCAAGCCUUUGGUCGGCGCAAGAGCCUAAUAGGAUUUGCCAAAAAACUGGAAGCUGAUGGAACACCAGUUGCUUUCCUUCCCUAUGAGGAUUUCCAAUCUCUCCUCUUACGCUUGCACACUGCCUUAUACUCCUCGCUCCAUGAUUGUUUCGAUGGAACGGAAUGGAUGCAAAUCCGAAACGCAAUCACGAUAUUGAAGACCGUCGCUGAGGUCUUCCCUACAGUUGAUACUCAGGGUUUGGACCUCAUUGCACAGCUCGAAGCUCUCACUGCCAGAGAAAAGAAUGUGAGAGAAGAUCUUGCUCUGACAGGGAACGCUGUCUUGGUCCUUUUGAAAAGACGAACCAAAAAUUGGAUAAGCCAAAAGAAAUUUGCGCCACUAGCUCCUCUUCCAAAGGUAACAAAUGGAGGCGCUGCUCCUUCAUCCGCAAAUUCGAAAGCCAGCACACCCAAGACUUCCCUAAAGCCUACGGCUCCCGAAUUUCAACCUAAGUCCAGAGCAAGCUCUGCCGGUGUGUCUACUCCUAAACCCGGAGAAGUAGAGGACGGCGAAGUCGAUGAUGCAAGGCAUGCGAAAAAUGCUACAGCCGCAGCGAAGAACCUUAGUGAUGCUCAGCCCGCGGCGCCAUCUACCCCCGCAAACCCACCUCCUCAAAGAUCGGAGAUUCUUAUACAGAGAGAAAAGGUCAAGGCUGAGAGAGCUGCUCAAGCCCUUGCGAAUGUCCCUAGUCGACCCGAAACUUCGAGACCGCAUACACCAAGUACAAUUCUUGAUCGCGCUCCUCCGAGUCUACCUAACCGCCCAGAUGCUCCGAUUCCCGCCCAUAGUCAUAUUGAUAGGCAUCGUCACUCCGAGCGUAGAGAUGAGCGAAGCCCGCGGGUCGUUGAUUCGGCUCGAGUGGACCGACCUGGUGACAGAACUCGGGAAUACCCUGCUGGAAAUCGCCGAACCGCAGAGCCAAAUCCACGAGAAUUUGGGAGAAGCACAGAUAGGGGCCUGAUUCCUGAUCGUGAGAGAUCACGUCCAGAGCCGCCACCACGAUGGGUUCCGGACUCCUCGCGAGAAAACACAGAAAGAGGCCUGAACGGGUCUCGCUCCAACGACAAUAUCGGCCGUCUAUCUCGCGAACAUGCAAUGGCUCCUCCACGGUCUACCGCUCCCUUGAUCGAUCGUGGUGUCGUGGUGAACUCAGAUAGGCUCUCUCAAAUCAAUUCAGAGAGUAAAGAUCUCAUAGAUCCUGGAAGAGCUGCACUCAUCUCAUCCUCAGACGCUCGAUCCGAUUCGCCACGUCGACAUAGGGACGACGUGAGAGAUAGACCGUCACCGCGAAAUCAAUCACCUAGACGGCAUCCUUCUGAUAGAGAUCACACAGAUUCUAGACGUGAUGAUAGGUCGACUCGCGGAGGGCCCGCUGAUGUCAACACGCCUCCUAGAGCUCGACAUGAUGAUCCAGGUGUUGCUCCCAUAGGACCUCGGGGCGACAGAUCUGUUGAAAGAGCUCCAGAACGCAAUGACCGGGCGUCCUUUCCUUCGACGCCUCCUGUAGCUCGUCCUAUUGAUCCUGACCAUGGUCGAUUGAACGCUGGCAACCGUCAACCACCGCCAGAUCCAAAUUUUGGUCGCCUGAAUCCUAGUUCUGCACAAGACAUACCUUCAGGGCCACGGGAUAGGCAGAUACGUGGGGCAAAUCGUGCAAGCGGCACUCAUGCUCCACGUGGAGACGGCAGACCUUCAAUGGAUCAACAGAUACCUCGUCCGCCAACCCCAGAUAAACAACCGCCGACGGGCCCGUCAUCUGGGAGACACCCUAGACGAUCUACAUCUGGCCAAUUUGACAAUGCAUCCCAUCAAGGUGGCAUGCCACAAAAUACACCACCUGCUGGUGGUUCUGCGCCUGGCGUUCACCCUGAUAGACUCAAACACCUACCACAUACACCAAAUCAGCCGCAUAUAUCUCACCAGCAACAUACUCCGCAUCAACAUCAACCCCCAAUCCAGCCACCACUUCCAAUGAGUGCCCCAAUACACCCUGAUAGAUUGAAGAAACUUGGCAGUGAUGGUCCAAAUGUGCCAUUGCCUACUGUCAGCCAAAUGAAUAACAAUCGACAGAGGCCUCCAGUGCCAUCACUUAAUACUAGUGGGCCUCCAUCUGGGCCUAAGGGAUCACAAUUGAGCCCAGUAAAUCCAAAUCCCAAUGGUAUGGCACCACCAACUGGGCCAGCGUCUGCUCAAGAACGAGCGCAACGUGGUGGUAGGAGGCAGCUUGCUGGAAUCAACAAUAUGUUACAACAAGGAGGUACACAAAAUGGAUCAAUUAGUGUAAGGGGUCGUGGCAGAGUUAGUGCCGGUCUUCAGCAAGAAUCCCCAAUAUCAACCUCCCCCAACCAGAUACCUCCACCUCCACCUGGUCCUCCUCCUGGAAGGCAAGCCCCGAGAGAAAUCAGCCGAGAUAUGGUCAACCCUGCCCGGGCUGACUUGAUCGAGGGAUCUAUGGAUGAGCGGGAGAAAGACCGCAGUAGCAGACGAUCAGGUCGUCACAGUAGGCGAAGCUCAAAGAGCCCUGGUCGUGAACGUGAUUCGAAGCGUGGUAACCCGGAGGAAGACCGACCUCCAAGGGGAGACUAUCGGGAACGUAGAGGUGGUGAUCGGGAAAAUGAUAGAGAAAGGCAUCCAGGUCGAUCACCAACGCGUGAUCUAAUGGCCGGCAGGGAUGGAAGUAGUGGAGCUCCGCGGGAGGGUCACAGAGAUCGUGACUCUAGUAGACGUGAUGGCAGAGAACGUGAUACUGCACGAGAGCCACACGAUGGACAGUGGCCAGGAGAAAGGGGGCCAGAGAGAGCCCCAGGGGGGCGAGGUAGAGAACCAAGGGGUGACGGCCGUGGAAGUGACGACCGUAGAAGUGGCGAGGGACGGGAUAAUCGCCCAAGCAGAGGGGAUGAAAGUCGGAAGCGUCGAAGUGAUGAAGGAGCGAUCGACCCUCGAGGCCACGACAAAAGACCUCGACGUAUGUAA